AUGGCUGAAAAUAUACCUGCCUGGACGGUUCGACCGACCGAAUGGGCAGUCCUUCGAGAUCAGAUUGCCUCGACUUCCAAGCCAACCCUUUCCGAUUCUAUCAGGCAGUCAUCCUUCAUCUUGAUCGCGCUUUGCUCGGUGUCUAUCUUCGUCCACUUCUGCUCGCUUUUGCUGAGGUUGAGAAACAAGCCUUCCUCCUCAAGGCGUAUUAUUGGCUCCACAAUCUUGGGCUACCAUCAACCAGACCUGACACUCAUCCUUCCGAUCAUCUUCCUCAUCAACGCCAUUCUCAAUGUUGCAUCGCUAUCCAGCCUAUUGUCGGAUGCCACUCGGUUGCAAUUUAAGGGUUAUACUAUGGCCAUUCAGCAGUUUAACUAUAGUAUCCUCUUGUCCGCGGGAAUACUACUGACCUGGGCGCUUGUCUGCGGCCUGCCGCCACUGCGUAUCGGAAUGUAUGGAGCCCCACGAAGUCGAUGGGGCCAACCGAGCAUUCCAUCCAUCCAAUCGAAGAGGACGCUUAAGCCAUCUCGACUCCACUCGAUUGUAUAUUCCAGUCUGGUGAUUGUGUUUUUGGUUCCUCUGCCAUGCAUCAUUUUGUCGAUGAAAGCAAUCGAGGAUAUCAACAAUCUUGACGCACAACUCGUGCUCACCGUCAAUCGCGUCUUGGAAAGUGGCGAUCAACCUGCGGUCAAUGUGGUCACUGAUGCCUUACAAACAAUCAGCAAACUCGAUCAAUCUUCUAAUUUCCUUUUCACCCAUAUUCGCAUGCUUUCAGCCAUUCAUCUGUUCCUAACCUUCGUAAUUAUAGCCUGUUGUCUCUGGGUUUCGCUGACCAUCAUUCGCCAAGUCGUCAAAGAAGUUCACCCUCAGCAGCCAUCUACAAUUUCCAGGGAUGAUGACCAGACCGAUACUUUAACCGAUCAAAACGAUUGCUACAAAAUUCACCAAUUGAAUCAUGUAACUGAACCCAAGCCAGUCCUGAUUGCCAACCAUAAUGGAAAUAUAUCUGGAGGACAACCUUCGAUCGAGAUUACGAAUCAUGAUAAAGACUGCGACCUUGAGAGUUUUGGUGACAAAUCAACGAUUCAAAACAAACAAUCCGCUUAUGCUAAUCGAACGGACUCAUUUGCUUCGGAAAACUACUUGGUCCCAACGGUUGAUGGCGAUCACAAUCAAGGCCCUGGAAGUGAAGCUGAACAAUCGAAGCGCUCAUCAAACUAUGUCAAAAAACUCAAGUCCAUUCUCCUUCUGAUUGGAACCUGUGGUUCAGGCUUCAUGGUUUUGAAUUUUUGUAUCAUGGCCAAUUCCUUCAAAUAUCCUGACAACAUCUCGAUCGGCGACUUGUUGAUUUUGAAGUUGGAAUGGUCCACCUGGUUAUGGAAUGGUUCCAUCAGCCCGUUGAUCGGCUUUGCGAACUGUUUUAUCCUAUUGAGUAAAGGUCGAUCAGUAAAACAGUUGCCUACUUGGCUGUAA
Messenger RNA from Puccinia triticina, 1473 nucleotides. RefSeq lists its product as uncharacterized. The transcript is spliced from 6 exons. Lineage: Eukaryota; Fungi; Basidiomycota; Pucciniomycetes; Pucciniales; Pucciniaceae. The record is from RefSeq and is a predicted model, not a curated record. Bases 1 to 1473 code for a protein of 490 amino acids.